GUCACGCUUGAUAGCCUGAGGGCAAUGCUUGGUAUUGUUUCUCAAGAUACUACCCUGUUCCAGGGCACGAUUGAGGAAAAUGUUCGCUUUGCAAAGCUGGAUGCCACCCAUGAGGAAGUCAAGGAUGCAUGUAAAGCUGCCGCUAUUCAUGAUAAAAUCAUCAGUCUCCCAAAUGGUUAUGGUACCAUGGUUGGAGAUGGUGGCGAACUGCAGUGUGUCACGAUAGCACGAGUGAUUCUCAAAAACCCAAAGAUUAUACUCCUGGACGAAGCCACCAGCAGUCUAGACAGCGAGACCGAAUCAUGUGUGCAACAAGGAUUGAAGCAGCUCUGUGCUGGUCGGAUCAUGAUUGUUAUUGCGCAUCGCCUAUCUAAUGUGAUGGAUGCGGAUCAGAUUCUUGUAGUGAAGGAUGGGAGUGUUGUGGAGAGGGGAACACAUCCAUAUCUUCUGAACCGCAAGGGAUAUUAUUAUAGUCUGUGCGAACUGCAAGGCCUUGUUAUGAUUGACAAAGAUGAAGAACGAAGAAUCAUUGGCUAG
Messenger RNA from Blastomyces dermatitidis ER-3, 537 nucleotides. Its product is annotated as ATP-binding cassette, subfamily B (MDR/TAP), member 6. The transcript has 2 exons. Lineage: Eukaryota; Fungi; Ascomycota; Eurotiomycetes; Onygenales; Ajellomycetaceae. Bases 25 to 537 code for a protein of 170 amino acids. The record is from RefSeq and is a predicted model, not a curated record. Gene Ontology annotation, biological process: transmembrane transport. Gene Ontology annotation, molecular function: ATPase-coupled transmembrane transporter activity; ATP binding; ATP hydrolysis activity.